CACCCAGCUUCUUCAAGAUUGUGUCAACGUCGCGGCAGGCGAUGAAUGGACUCCUCGCCCUUUCGGCUUAUUAAGUUACAAUGGCCAAUGGCUGCCAAUAUGCUCGCCAAAGAGCUUAUCAUUAUCAGAUGAUGGCUAUUAAAAAUCUAAGACACGCCGUCACUCAUUUUAGUCGACAUAACGCAGAUGGAGCACUGGCCGCUUCUAUGGCAUUAAUCUGGCUCUCUGAAGACAUGUAAGUGAAUUGACUGUUAGUAGUACGCAAAAGUCACAGAAACAGGUCGAGCCGGAAUCAAAUAUCUCGGGGGAUUUCAGCUGUAAGCCUUUAACACUUUACCCCCCAAAUUACCUUCAUACAAAGUACCAUCCAGAUGCUCAGGGUUUGUUGUGAUUUGGGGCACAAAUCAGAUAUCUACCACAUAAUGGUAAAGGCAUGGCCGGGCUCGAACGGAACGGCUUUCGUCCUUGACUGGCGCCUCAAUUCAAUAGCCAAGGUUACAGAGUCCAAUUUCUCACAACGUAUGAUCAUAGAGAUGCAAAAGUUCACAGCCGUCUUGAGGCAGGAAGAGGCUGACGAUUAUAACGCCAAACAACUUCAACAUAUCCCGAAGGUGGGGAGGAUAUGAUCGCGAAUUCAGG
Messenger RNA from Fusarium redolens, 639 nucleotides. RefSeq lists its product as uncharacterized. Lineage: Eukaryota; Fungi; Ascomycota; Sordariomycetes; Hypocreales; Nectriaceae. The record is from RefSeq and is a predicted model, not a curated record. Bases 372 to 626 code for a protein of 84 amino acids. The transcript has a single exon.